Molecule: messenger RNA, 2183 nt
Organism: Pyrus x bretschneideri (Chinese white pear)
Lineage: Eukaryota; Viridiplantae; Streptophyta; Magnoliopsida; Rosales; Rosaceae
Product: cysteine-rich receptor-like protein kinase 10
Exons: 7
Coding region: 106-2097 (663 amino acids)
Biological process (GO): protein phosphorylation
Molecular function (GO): ATP binding; protein kinase activity
Source: RefSeq, a predicted model, not a curated record
CUCUUCUGGUAAACGCACAAGACCGAAAGUCAAGCUACCACCCCUGCAUUGCCCUUGUUGAUGCGCAAUACAAAAAGCCUAUGAUUUUAUGAUCGAUCAUCAAAAAUGAAAAACAUGACUACCCUUCUUUUAAUUUUCUCCAUUUUUACUCUGCCCAGCUUUCUGAUCAGUACGGAAGCAGUAUACCUUUACCACAUCUGCCCAAACACCACCACCUUCACCCCAAACUCCACCUUCCAGUCCAACCUCAACCGCCUCCUCUCCAACCUCUCGUCCAACGCCAACCGCUCCACCGGCUUCUACAACGUCACCGUCCAAACCACAAACAACGCCGUCUAUGGCCUCUUCCUCUGCCGCGGCGACGUCGUGGGCACCGACGCUUGCGAAACCUGUGUAGCCACCGCAACCACUGAGGCCCCACAACGCUGCCCCGUAGAAAAACAGGUGGUCAUCUGGUACGACGACUGCAUGCUACGCUACUCCAACGAGUCAUUCUUCUCCACCGUUACCGAGUCGCCCAGCGUAUUCAUGUGGAACACGCAGAACGCCACCGACCCGACUCGGUUCAACCAGGUCAUGGCGGCGAGUGUGAACCAGGCGGCCAGUGAGGCUGUCGGAGACGCCGACAAGUUCGGGACGAAUCAGGCAAAUGUUAGUGGGUUGAUUUCGGUGUACAGCCUCGGGCAGUGCACGCAAGACCUGUCGGCGACGGAUUGCAACCGCUGUCUUCGGGGGACCAUAGCCCUACUUCCGAGUUGCUGUAAUCGGAAACUCGGAGGACGAGUUUUGUUUCCGAGUUGUAAUGUUAGGUACGAAGUCUACCCCUUCUACGCCCAGAACGCCACGUCGGCACCUGCGCCUGCACCAGGGCUGCCUUCUCCUCUUCUUCCUCCGACUAAAGGAAAAAGUACAAUCCCAACUAGGACAAUUGUUGCCAUUGUUGUACCAAUAUCUGUAUCUGUGCUACUUUUUGUAGUGGGUUACUGCUGCAUAACUAGGAGAGCAAGAAAGAAGUACAAUCAAGCAGCAGCAGACGAACCAAGCGGUGAGAAUGACAUUACUACUGCCGAGUCUUUGCAAUUUCAUUUUGCUACCAUCCAAGCAGCUACAAGCAAUUUCUCCGAUGAUCACAAGUUAGGCGAAGGUGGUUUCGGUCAAGUUUACAAGGGUACACUUUCAAAUGGUCAAGAAGUAGCUGUGAAGAGGCUAUCAAGGAACUCUGGCCAAGGCAUAGAAGAGUUUAAGAAUGAGAUGGUAUUGGUAGCCAAGCUUCAACACCGAAAUUUGGUUAGGCUAUUGGGAUUUUGCUUGGAAGGCGAAGAAAAGAUUCUUGUUUAUGAAUAUGUGCUCAACAAAAGCCUCGACUGUUUCUUAUUUGACCCUGAGAAACAGGGGCAAUUGGAUUGGACAAGACGUUACAAGAUUAUUUCAGGAAUUGCUCGAGGAAUCCUGUACCUACAUGAAGAUUCUCAACUUAGAAUUAUACAUCGUGAUCUCAAAGCAAGCAAUAUAUUGUUAGAUGGGGACAUGCAUCCAAAAAUAUCUGAUUUUGGCAUGGCCAGGAUCUUUGGGGUUGAUCAAACUCAAGCAAACACAAAUAGAAUUGUCGGAACAUAUGGUUAUAUGUCUCCCGAGUAUGCAAUGCAUGGGCAAUUUUCUGUCAAGUCCGAUCUGUAUAGUUUCGGUGUUUUAGUGCUAGAAAUCAUCAGUGGCAAGAAGAACAGUAACUUUUUUCAAACCGAUGCAGCUGAGGACCUCGCGAGCCAUGCUUGGAAGUUAUGGAGAGACGGGACAUCUUUGGAAUUGUUGGAUCUGUGUCUGAGAGACUCUUAUUCAAGGACUGAAGUAAUCAGAUGCAUCCACAUCGGCUUACUUUGUGUUCAGGAAGAUCCAGCUGAUAGACCUACAAUGCAAUCGGUAGUUCUCAUGCUCAAUAGCUACUCUGUCAGUCUGCCAUUACCUAAACAACCGGCAUUUUUUCUCCAAAGUAGAGCAGUGGGGAACAUGCCAAAGAUAUCGUUGGAGUCCGAUCAAUCUAUCAGCAAGUCAUCUCUGUCUGUUUAUGAAGGAUCUAUCACUGAAGUAUAUCCCAGAUAGUGUGCAUUAAUGAGGCGUUUGAUCUAUUGUAAUAUAUGUUUAUCAACCUACUGCUUCGUAAUCUAUGGAUUAGAAUUUUAUACAUA